CAGAAGAAUAAAUUGAAAAUUAAGGAUGGCUCGUACAAAACAAACUGCUAGAAAAUCAACUGGAGGUAAAGCUCCUCGUAAGCAACUUGCUACUAAAGCUGCACGUAAAAGUGCUCCAUCUACUGGUGGUGUCAAAAAACCACACAGGUACAGACCAGGUACUGUAGCUUUGAGAGAAAUUAGAAGAUACCAGAAAUCUACUGAGUUGCUUAUUAGAAAAUUACCUUUCCAACGAUUAGUAAGAGAAAUUGCCCAGGAUUUCAAGACAGAUUUGAGAUUCCAGAGUGCAGCUAUUGGUGCUUUACAGGAAGCCAGUGAAGCUUAUCUUGUUGGAUUAUUUGAAGAUACCAAUUUAUGUGCUAUCCAUGCUAAAAGAGUUACUAUUAUGCCUAAAGACAUUCAGUUAGCCAGACGUAUUCGUGGUGAACGUGCAUAAAAAUUUCCUCUUCAUCAGACAUCAAAGACAUCAUUGUUUUUCAAUGUGAUUUUACAAUUUCAUAAUAGAUGGUGUGAACAUUUUAUAAUUAUUUCAUCAGACAUUAUUUUCUAAGUUUACAGUGAUGUUUUGUCAUCUAUUUAUUUUCUUGUCAACUUCUCUUGUGACCAAGACUGAUCUUUACCUUUCUUAAGUUUUAACCAUAAUCUGUGUUUUUAAUGUAGCAUCAUCUAUCGUUAAAUAAAUAUCUGUAGGUUCAUGUUUGUCCCUCA
Messenger RNA from Lottia gigantea (owl limpet), 708 nucleotides. RefSeq lists its product as hypothetical. Gene Ontology annotation, cellular component: nucleosome. The transcript is spliced from 3 exons. The record is from RefSeq and is a predicted model, not a curated record. NCBI's taxonomy places the organism in Eukaryota, Metazoa, Mollusca, Gastropoda, Lottiidae. Gene Ontology annotation, molecular function: protein heterodimerization activity; DNA binding; structural constituent of chromatin. The coding region runs from base 26 to 436 and encodes 136 amino acids.